GUCAUGCAGAAACUUCCGUCUUUCGCAAGCGAUUCCAGACAGACAGAAAGGAAAAUAUUCAAAAGAGUAAACGAGUCUAAUCAGCAGUCGGAUUGAGACUCACAGAGGGAUCGUCUGGGCCCCCCUCAUCGCGAGCCCCCCAGGAGUGAAUGACACUCCACCCCGUCCCUUCCACACCCUGCUGAGGAUGACAAUGGAAGAGAUGAAGAAUGAAGCCAACGCGACCUCGAUGGUUUCCAUGACGCUCUACGCUGUGAUGUACCCUGUCUUCAAUGAGCUGGAGAGAGUGAACAUGUCUGCAGCACAGACUCUGAGAGCGGCUUUCAUAAAGGCAGAGAAGGAGAAUCCCGGACUGACUCAGGACAUCAUCAUGAAGAUUCUGGAGAAGAAGAACGUGGAGAUCAACUUCACUGAGUCUUUAUUACGCAUGGCUGCUGAUGAUGUUGAAGAGUACAUGGUUGACAGGCCUGAGCGGGAGUUCCAGGACCUGAAUGAAAGAGCUCGUGCACUAAAACAGAUCCUCAGCAAAAUCCCAGAUGAAAUCAACGACCGAGUCCGUUUCCUGCAGACAAUCAAAGACAUUGCCAGUGCCAUAAAAGAACUGCUGGACACAGUCAACAAUGUCUUCAGAAAAUACCAGUACCAAAACAGAAGGGCACUUGAGCAUCAGAAGAAAGAGUUUGUGAAACACUCAAAAAGCUUCAGCGACACUCUGAAAACAUAUUUCAAAGACGGAAAGGCAAUAAACGUGUUUGCCAGUGCCAACAGGCUUAUUCACCAAACCAACUUGAUACUGCAGACCUUCAAAACUGUUGCAUAGGAGUUAUAGAAGUGUAUUUUAUUUUUUAAAUAUUCUUUAUAUGAACAAUGUAAAAAAACAACCUUUGGACUGUAAUUUAUGAUUCUCGUCUAGUGGAAGUAACACGUAAGGCAAGAUGGCUUCUAAAAUCAUUUCUAACCCCACAUAUAAUGUUCUUCAUAAACUGGAUUGACAGCCCAGUGUUCCUCAUAUGCUGAGCUUUACAGUCAUGCUAUCGCUAUGGAGAUGCUCUCGCUUGUUUUCUCCCUCUGUCUCGCUUCCGAUGUUUUUCUUUUUUUUCUUCCCACCUCCCAUUUUGUCCAGUCAGUCCAUGAGAGCCAAAAGCAUGGGGGCCUUUUAAAGGGGCAAGACGUGGGGCAAUUCAAAGGCGCUUGUAAAAGCUGGAGUUUAUCUGUCUACUCUGAUGCUUGGAACUUGAAUGAGAGAUGUAUAUUUAAUAGACAUUUGUUAACGGAAUUGUUCAAAUAAACAUCGCACAUGUUGG
Molecule: messenger RNA, 1304 nt
Organism: Xyrauchen texanus (razorback sucker)
Lineage: Eukaryota; Metazoa; Chordata; Actinopteri; Cypriniformes; Catostomidae
Product: programmed cell death protein 10-A-like
Exons: 8
Coding region: 188-820 (210 amino acids)
Biological process (GO): positive regulation of MAP kinase activity; regulation of Golgi organization
Cellular component (GO): Golgi apparatus; FAR/SIP/STRIPAK complex
Molecular function (GO): protein kinase binding
Source: RefSeq, a predicted model, not a curated record